AUGAUCAUGUUACCAGAAGCAUGCGUGGCAAGUAUCCUCUCCUUCACAACCCCGGCCGAUACUUUCUCUUCGUCGGCUGUCUCGUCUGUUUUCCGAGUCGCCGGAGACUCUGAUUUCGUUUGGGAGAAGUUUCUACCGUCCGAUUACAUCUUCUUGAUCUCCAGAUCGACUGUUCAUCAUCAUCGGAGUUUCUCAUCCAAAAAAGAACUCUUUCGAUGUCUCUCUGACUCAAUUCUCAUCGAUAAUGGCAGAAAGAUUUUCAAGGUCGAUAAACUUUCCGGGAAAAUAUCGUAUGUUUUAUCACCAAGAGAUCUUUCCAUAACUUGGAGCGAUCAACGUCAUUACUGGUCUUGGAGCCAUCGAUCAGAUUCAAGAUUUUCGGAAGGAGUGGAACUUAUAAUGACGGAUUGGUUAGAAAUCAAAGGAAAAAUCCAAACCGGAGAUUUAUCACCGAACACAAACUACGGAGCUUAUCUGAUUAUGAAAGUGACGUCACGAGCAUAUGGACUAGAGCUAGUUCCUGCAGAGACUUGGAUAAAAGUAGGAAAUGGUGAAAAGAAGAUAAAAACAAGUUAUUUAAGUUGCUUGGAUAACAAGAAACUACAAUUGGGACGGUUGUUUUACGGACAGAGAGAAGAGAGGAUGUCGAAGGAGGAGGUUGUCGGAAGCCGUCGUAGAGAGCCGGAGGCGAGAGACGACGGGUGGAUGGAGAUAGAGCUCGGAGAAUUCGAGACCGGACUAGAAGGUAACAAGGAGGUUGUGAUGAGUCUAACCGAAGUUAAAGGCUAUCAGUUGAAAGGUGGGGUUGCAAUUGAUGGUAUUGAAGUGAGGCCUAAACCUUAA
Messenger RNA from Arabis nemorensis, 843 nucleotides. Lineage: Eukaryota; Viridiplantae; Streptophyta; Magnoliopsida; Brassicales; Brassicaceae. The record is from the annotation of a GenBank genome assembly.